Messenger RNA from Euleptes europaea (tarantolino), 1818 nucleotides. RefSeq names its product aldehyde dehydrogenase 1 family member A1 (gene ALDH1A1). NCBI's taxonomy places the organism in Eukaryota, Metazoa, Chordata, Lepidosauria, Squamata, Sphaerodactylidae. Bases 201 to 1706 code for a protein of 501 amino acids. The record is from RefSeq and is a predicted model, not a curated record. The transcript has 15 exons. Gene Ontology annotation, molecular function: benzaldehyde dehydrogenase (NAD+) activity.
GCAGUGGGUAUUUUUGUUGGCUAUGGCAUAAAUAAGAUCCUGUUUUUCUUCCAAGUGCAUCAUCAAGAUUCCUCUAAUUUCAAUGCAGAUUUAGUAUUUGCCUGAAGGAUCUCCUUUGGAAUUUUGUUGCACUCCCAGAGUACCUGAUCAAACUGAAAUUCACCUGCACAGAAGCCAACGGUACAAUACAGGCACAAGUCAUGUCAGCUCCCGCUCCACCGUCUUUGCCUGCACCCCUGGCUGAUCUGAAGAUUAAAUAUACCAAGAUAUUUAUAAACAAUGAAUGGCAUGACUCAGUGAGCAGCAAAAAAUUCCCAGUUUAUAAUCCUGCAACUGGAGAGAAAAUUUGUGAUGUUGAAGAAGGAGACAAGGAGGAUGUUGACAAAGCAGUUAAAGCAGCAAGAAAAGCUUUUGAGCUUGGGUCAUGCUGGCGAACAAUGGAUGCCUCUGAAAGGGGAAGACUGUUGAACAAACUAGCUGAUUUGGUUGAAAGGGAUCGACUCCUCUUAUCUACAAUAGAGAGCAUUAAUGGAGGAAAGCUUUUUGCCAACUCCUACCUAAUGGACUUGGGUGGCUGCAUCAACACUUUACGCUACUGUGCAGGCUGGGCUGAUAAAAUCGAAGGACGAACCAUCCCCAUGGAUGGAAACUAUUUCACAUUUACAAGACGUGAGCCUAUUGGAGUUUGUGGUCAAAUCAUUCCUUGGAACUUUCCACUUGUUAUGUUUAUGUGGAAGAUCGCCCCUGCUCUUGCAUGUGGAAACACAGUGGUCGUCAAACCUGCGGAGCAAACACCUCUGACUGCUCUUCAUAUGGGCGUUCUCAUUAAGGAGGCAGGAUUCCCACCCGGCGUUGUGAACAUUGUGCCAGGAUAUGGACCCACUGCUGGAGGAGCCAUUUCCGCUCACAUGGAUGUAGAUAAAGUGGCGUUCACUGGCUCUACUGAGGUUGGCCAAAAGAUCAAAGAAGCUGCUGGGAAAAGUAAUCUGAAGAGGGUCACACUAGAACUUGGAGGGAAAAGCCCCAAUAUCAUAUUUGCAGAUGCUGAUCUGGACAGUGCGGUGGAGUUUGCACACAUUGGCCUGUUUUACCAUCAAGGUCAGUGCUGUGUAGCUGGGUCUAGGAUUUUUGUGGAAGAGCCAAUAUAUGAAGAGUUUGUGCGCAGGAGUGUUGCAAGAGCUAAGAAAAAUGUCCUGGGAAAUCCUUUGACUCCUGGUGUACAUCAGGGUCCACAGAUUGAUAAGGAGCAGUAUGAUCGAAUCCUCUCACUGAUUGAGAGUGGGAAAAAAGAAGGAGCCAAACUGGAAUGCGGAGGAGGCCCUUGGGGAGACAAAGGCUUCUUCAUCCAGCCAACUGUUUUCUCUGAUGUUUCAGAUAACAUGCGCAUUGCCAAGGAGGAGAUAUUUGGACCAGUCCAGCAAAUCAUGAAGUUCAAAACUAUUGAUGAAGUUAUUAAAAGAGCAAACAAUACUCAUUAUGGUUUAGCAGCGGCAGUGUUUACCAAAGACAUUGAUAAAGCUCUGACAUUUGCAGCUGCUCUCCAAGCUGGAAUGGUGUGGGUUAACUGUUAUAGCGCAGUGUCUGCCCAGUGUCCUUUUGGAGGGUACAAAAUGUCAGGAAAUGGCCGAGAACUGGGAGAACAUGGUAUUCAUGAAUAUACAGAAUUGAAGACCGUCGUAAUCAAAAUCCCACAGAAAAAUUCGUAAUGUCACUUCAACGUACAAGACUUGACAAGUUCAUGUGCUAAGAAAAAUUGCAACAGCUGGCUAUAUUGCAAAAUGUUUUGUAGCAGAUGUUUUCAUAUAAUUUGGUUUCUGU